GGCGGGCGUGACGCGUUUUCAAUUUCUAGAGGCACUCCAAUCCCUACUAUUCGCACUCAUGAUCUCCCUAGACUGAACCGCGGGCAGAAAUUCGACAGGGAGAGGCAAUACCUCGCCGCCAUCAUGGAUCAGUCAGAAGGCACUACUGACGUGGUGCAUCCCGAAGUUCGUGCGCACAUCAACAGUCUCGUCUCAGCUGUUAGUAGUAGUUUCUUGCCGGCCUUCUCCUCCGUUCGAGAGCUAUGCGCUGACCGCGACCUUGUAGCUUGGUGGUUUUAGCGCCGACGACGACGGACGAUAUGUGCUCGGAGACUCUGCCCUCGAGGUCUUGCGAGAUAUCAAAAAAUGGAUCCGCUUCUACGACGAGAAAACGAAUCGGAUGGACGUCGCGCGAUGCUUAGCCGAAGCAAAUCUCAUCGACGGGGACCUGCUACACAUCAUCGCCUCCUGGCCCGAGAAUGCCACCGACAAUAGGUUCAAGGCGAGGGCUGCCCUGGCCUGCUUCGAGAUCAUGGUACCGUUAACCUGGCCGUUGGAACGAGACCCCGACCAGAUGACCAUCAACCACCACCGACACCUCCCCGUACUGCAGCUCGCCCAAUUCGGGUACAAGCGUGCCAUUAUCAACUUCGAUGCGGCCGAGAUCCUCCGUACUGCCGUACGGGUUGCCUUGCCCUCCAUAGCCCUGUCUCGCAGCGAACGAUCAACGCGCGACGAGAGUAUAAUCAAGCUUGUCCUCCUGUUCCUCCGAAACAUAGCCAUGAUCUCACCACCCCCGGGCGUCCAGUACGAUGGCGACGAAUCGCAGAUAUCGCGCUCGGCUUUAAUUGAUGCCUUUUCUUACCAAGAUAUUCUCCUCGCCCUUCUGGCCCUGGCCUCCAACAUGGGGGAGGACUUCAAUCAAGAAGGCGUCAUUGUGAUGGAGAUCAUAUUUCACCUAGUCAAGCGCGUCGACAUAUCGAAGCUGUUUAUGGACGACAAGGAGCUUGGCAAGGCGAAGUCGGACGAGUUGGCGGCUAUGAUGAACAAAGAAGCCGCGAUGCACCGCCCUUACAAUCGGAAAGCUCCCUCGCGCCACAAUCGCUGGGGAACCAUGAUCUGGGUCGAUCGAGGUGAUGGCAAGGUUUCCACCGUCAGCGGCCAGGAUGCUUUACUUGAUUCUGCCACGAGACAGCGGAAGAUGGACAGCAGCAAGGUGUAUAGACCCCCGCGGAGACCUAGAAAGGACGGCAAGGAACUACUGGAUCUUGGGCUCCCAGUAUCGUUGAAUUCUAGGGCGCGGAAGCAGCUGAAGAACUUUGUAGAAGACUUCCUCGACUCUGGCUUCAACCCCCUCUUUCAACAUGUCCGGAAGAAGCUCGACGACCAAAAAGACUACGUCUUCGAAUACCAUGCCCGACAAUUCUUCUAUUUAGUAGCGUGGUUUUUAGAAGCCGAACGAGCUCGAAGGAAGGCUGCAAAGGGCCGCAAGUCGACCGAUGCCCAAGACGUUAGCUCUUUCAACCUCGUCGCCGGUGUGCUCGACCAGCAGACGUUCAUCACAUUAAACAGGGCCAUUGCCGACUCACUAGAAAAUAAGCGCUGGCACGAAUUAUGCGCAGCCAUGCGAUGUUUCACGCAAAUUCUCCUAACGGUCCAGGAGAUGUCUGAGUCGGGGAACGAGGAAGACGAAGAGAUUGCUGAGAACAUUCUCAGCCGUAUUUUCUACGAGGAAGAGACCCACGAUAGGGUCGCGAGCAUCGCUAGGGAUUACAAGGAUCAAGGCUUUGAGUAUCUCGACGCCUGCACGGAGCUUACGCACACAUACCUGCGCGUUCUAGAAGCGUACUCGAAGCAGAACGUCGACAUGCAGGUCCGGUCACGACGUCGGGUCCGGAAGAAGAAGAAGGCUGCUAAAGCUGUUGCGGAGGGCGAGGAGAACCCUGUAGUAGAGGAAGAAGUCGACGAUUCUGAGAAUGACCAGGCGAAUGCGGAGCGAACCUCCAGCGAGCGGAAGUUUGACUUCAAUCGCUUCAUGGGCCGCUUUGUCCCCCAGGGCGUCGUAGACACAUUCGUGCACUUCACGAAGCAUUACCAGGACCUGAAUGACUCUCAGCUGAAGCGUGCCCAUCGCUAUUUUUACCGCGUAGCCUUUAAGCUGGACAAGAGCGUGAUGCUCUUCCGGAUCGACAUCAUACACUUGUUAUACGGCAUGAUAAAAGGCCACGAGCCCCUCGACAAGGGGUCGCCGAUGUAUAAGGAAUGGGAAGAGCUGGUGAAGCAGAUACUGAAGAAGUGCAUCCGCAAGAUCGAGGAGCGGCCCCAGCUGAUCAUCGAGAUGCUGUUCUCGAAGACCAACACGACGGCAAAUUACCUCGAAUACGGAUACGAUAAGCAGACCCUCUCGACGGCGCAAUCUAAGCCGGCGGCCGAGCUGGAAUUCCGGAAUAUCCUCGAGCGGGACCAGCAGAUCGCAAUCGCCGUUAGCGUCUUGCUGGACAAGAACCUGGCGGACCACGUUAACUGGGUGAAAGGCCAGCUGUCCGCCGCCGAAAGCGAACGGAGGGCGUGGGAAGCAGCGGAGAAGGCCAUACCCUCCGUAGAGGGAGCCGAGAAGGAAGGCGAGCAGCAGCAGCCGGAGGAGAAUGCUCCCAGGAGAGAUCCCCCGGCCAUUUCAAUACGUCCAGAUAGCGACGCGCGACGGAUAGCCAUGUUCAAGAACUCGCACCUCCGGCUGCUCAUGAAGCUCGUGGGCAUGGAGCGGCUCGCGCCGGGCGUCGACGAGACGCCGGAGUCGGCCUGGAUCCUGCCGCCGCACGUGACGGCCGACGACGCGCAGGCGUCGCUCGACCUCAUCGCGCGGGCCGAGUUCGAGCCGCCGUCGUUCGAGGACGGGCGGCUCGCGGAGGACCAGCUGCGGCGGAAGGCGGCGCCGCGAAAGAAGAAGGCGGUGUUCGACGACGACGACGACGACGAUGACGACGCAGACGACGACGAUAUCCUGUUCCCGGCGGGGGGGCCGACGGCGCGCAAGGUAGCGGACGGGACCCAGGACAAGCCCAAGGCACGACGACGAAGGCGCGACGACGAGAGCGAGGACGGAGAGGAGCCAGCGCUGACGGAGGAGCAACUUAAGGAGAAGGCGAGACUACGGCGGGAGCGCGAGAGGGCGAAGGCGCGGCGGUUCAAGAGCGAGCUGUACGUGCACGCGAGCGACGACGAGUCGGACGACGAGGACGGGACGCGGUGGGCCGAGUUCUUCGCGAACGAGGAGCGCAUCCGGGCGCGGCAGCGAGCGGCGGCGGCGGCGGGAGCGGUCGCCGAGGCGGAGGACAAGGGAAAGGGGAAGGGGAAGGAGGAGAACGGGAGGAAGCGCAAGGCGGCGCAGGCGCUGGCGUCGGACGACGAGAGCGACAACGACGACGACCUGAUCCUGCCGCCGGAGUCGGACGACGAGGGGGGCGGAGAUGCUGGGGUGCGCGCGGACGGGUCGGAGGGAGACGAGGAGGGAGAAGAACAAGAAGAAGGGGGAGAAGACACGGACACGCGGUCGAGCCCGCACGCGAGCUCGGCGGCCGGCGCCAAGAGGCGGCGCCUGUCGCGGGAGCCGUCUGCCGCCUCGACUACGACUACGACUACGACUACGACUACGACUACGGCCACCGCUACGACGGAGCGCCAGCCGCAGCCCGCGGGCGACGACGGCGCAGCCGAGGACGCCGACAUGCAGGACGCGCCGGCCUCGCAGACGCGGGCGCCGCGGCGCCGGGCCCCCGCCGGGUUCCUGGUCGACAGCAGCGACGACGAGGAGUAGCCGGACAGUCGGCAGGCAGGUCUCGGCCUGGGUUCUCCGGCUCUCUCUCUCGCCUGGACGCGAGCACGCGAGAAGGUACACGCGGGCGUUUUGGUUGGGUGUCUCUUGCUCUGGGCUGGGCGGAUACGGGGGCUGCGUGUACGUGCGCUGUGCGCGGGCGAGUGGACGGAUCGGUCGAUGGGACGGGCAUGU
Molecule: messenger RNA, 3985 nt
Organism: Durotheca rogersii
Lineage: Eukaryota; Fungi; Ascomycota; Sordariomycetes; Xylariales; Xylariaceae
Product: timeless-domain-containing protein
Exons: 2
Coding region: 380-3793 (1137 amino acids)
Biological process (GO): replication fork arrest; DNA repair; DNA replication checkpoint signaling
Cellular component (GO): replication fork protection complex
Molecular function (GO): DNA binding
Source: RefSeq, a predicted model, not a curated record